AUGUGGCCGGCAGUAACCUUUACAGCGACAGCGAUUGCGCUGAUCAGUACCAUCGUUAUACAUUUCCAAGAUCAAACAAGUGAUCCUGUAGCAAAGUUCGCCUCUCAGAACUUAAAGAAGUACGAUGAUGAUCUCAUUCAACUUGCCAAGAUAGCUUCGAUUUCGUCGCUACCUGAACACAAUGCAGACAUUCUAAAAGCGGCAGAGUGGCUUGUUCCCAGAUUGAAAGCUGCUGAAUUGGAGGAUGUAAGGAUCUUACAGACCAAGGGACAGCCAGCUGUUUACGGCCAGUGGCUGCAUGCAGCAGGAGCCCCCACAGUCCUGAUCUAUGGCCACUACGAUGUGCAGCCUGUGGACCCAUUGGAGCUGUGGACAAGCCCCCCUUUCAAUCCCACUGUGACCCGCACUGGGAAGGGCCAGGGGUACUUCAGAGGCCGAGGGGUGUCAGAUGACAAGGGUGGACUUUUGCAACCUGUUCAGGCUGUCGAGGCGUACCUGAAGACCAAAAAAGCUCUUCCUGUCAAUGUCAAGUUCUUGCUGGAGGGGCAGGAAGAGAUUGGGUCCCCAAAUCUGGCUGAGCUGCUGGCAGAGCACAAGGAGCUCCUUGCUGCAGACAUGGCCCUCUCGGCAGAUGGUGGACAGAUCAGUGAAACACAGGCUGGCGUCGUGCUGGGAUUGAGAGGGGGGGUUGCCUUUGAAGUGGAGGCACAGACCGUUGGGCAGGACCUGCACUCAGGUCUGAAAGGCGGCUCGGUGCAGAACCCGAUCCACGCGUUGGCGCAAUUCGUUGCAGACCUGCACGCUCCCAACGGCAGUGUUGCUGUGGAUGGAUUCUAUGAUCUACUUGAUGUUGUCUGCGUUGAGCAGAGGGUGAAUGCGCGCAGGUGGCUGCGGCCAACGCUGGAGGUGGUGGGAAUCUACGGCGGCUUUUCAGGCGUUGGCAUAAAGACAAUCGUGCCCUCCAAGGCAACCGCCAAGAUCUCAUGCAGGCUGGUGCCUGAUCAGGACCCGGACCAUGUCAUGUCUGCCCUCAAGAGGCACGUGGAUACGCACGCCCCUGCGCAGACGCGGCUGACAUUCACUCCCCUGCCAUUUCGCGCACACCCCUACAUCAUGCCCCGGGACACUGUCGCCAAUCGCGCCGCUGCCAAGGUGCUGGGAGGGCUGUUUGGUACUGUCAAGUUCUAUCGCGAUGGCGGAAGCAUCCCGGCUCUGGCGCUCUUCAAGGAGCACCUGAACCUCUUCAUGACAUGCUUUUCUUUUGGCCUUCCCGAUGACAACAUUCACUCACCAAAUGAAAGGUUCAGAGUGUCCAUGUAUGACAAGGGCCGAGAAGCUUGGAUCCGGAUGCUGCAAGAGAUUGCGAACCAGGCUGCAAGUGCCUGA
Molecule: messenger RNA, 1386 nt
Organism: Coccomyxa subellipsoidea C-169
Lineage: Eukaryota; Viridiplantae; Chlorophyta; Trebouxiophyceae; Coccomyxaceae
Product: peptidase M20
Exons: 9
Coding region: 1-1386 (461 amino acids)
Molecular function (GO): hydrolase activity
Source: RefSeq, a predicted model, not a curated record